Messenger RNA from Pieris macdunnoughi, 471 nucleotides. Lineage: Eukaryota; Metazoa; Arthropoda; Insecta; Lepidoptera; Pieridae. The record is from the annotation of a GenBank genome assembly.
AUGGCCGAAGCAAAUCCCGUUUAUGGACCUUUCUUUGGAGUUAUGGGGGCGGCGUCAGCUAUUAUCUUUAGCGCGCUGGGAGCUGCAUAUGGAACAGCCAAGUCAGGCACGGGUAUUGCCGCCAUGUCGGUGAUGAGGCCCGAGCUUAUCAUGAAGUCCAUCAUUCCCGUUGUCAUGGCGGGUAUUAUCGCCAUUUACGGUUUGGUCGUGGCUGUGCUGAUUGCUGGUUCCUUGGAAUCAUCAGCAACUUACUCCCUCUUCAGAGGUUUCAUCCACUUGGGCGCGGGUCUCGCUGUCGGUUUCUCAGGUCUAGCUGCCGGUUUCGCCAUAGGCAUAGUGGGUGAUGCUGGCGUGCGUGGUACAGCCCAACAACCUAGAUUAUUCGUCGGUAUGAUCCUUAUCCUCAUUUUCGCUGAGGUAUUGGGUCUUUACGGACUUAUCGUCGCCAUCUAUCUUUACACGAAGCAAUAA